AUGGUUUACAGCUUGCACGAUCGAACCAUUCCAAAGUACCAUCCUUCCUGCAAGGCCGCUUACAGUCUGCAGAAAUUCGAUUUAUGGCCAGUUGACCUGAUGUACACCAACAGCGUAGCGAUGGUCAAACCAAGCGUUUUGGGCUUGUUAGCUCAUACAGGUCUCUUGGUUCAACUCGUCAAUGGUAUGGCAGACUUCCAGCAGCACUGCGAGUCCUUCGCGUCUUCGGUUGGUGGUGUCAAUUUCACGACAGAGUACAUCACGUCUGGAACAGAACUCGCUCUCACGGAAGCCGAUACCACGUGUGGCAUCUUCACCCAGUCUGUAAAAGUCAAUCUCUGCCGCAUCACAGCUCAAGUCCCUACCUCGAACCGUUCCGGAUUCUGGUUUGAGGCAUGGCUACCCGAGGACUGGUCCGGCAGAUUCCUUGCGACGGGAAACGGCGGACUGGGCGGCUGUAUCCAGUACUACGACGUCGAAUAUGGUGCCUCUCUCGGAUUCGCAACCAUCGCGACGAACAAUGGACAUCAGGGGUACACUGGAGCCCCCUUUCUCCACAAUCUCGACGUCAUUCAGGACUUUGCCUACCGCUCUAUCCAAAAUGGUGUUGUCGUCGGCAAGGAAAUCACUCGAGAGUUUUACGGAGAGGCCCAUGAUAAGAGCUACUACCUUGGGUGCUCCACUGGCGGACGCCAAGGAUUGAAGGCAGUCCAGUCUUUCCCUGACCUGUUUGAUGGUGUCGUUGUCGGAGCGCCUGCUAUCGCCUGGAACAACCUGACGUCGUGGGCCACUCAGUUUCAUCCCCUUCUUGGGACGCCCGAAUCUGCGACGUUCAUUCCUCUGGAUAUGUGGCCUACCAUUCAUCAGAACAUUCUGGAUCAGUGCGAUCAGCUUGAUGGCGUUGCAGAUGGUAUUUUGGACUCACCUAAUCUCUGCGAUUACAACCCCGACGGCCUCUUAUGCACUGAAGCUGAAAGCACUGGCUGCCUCACAGGCACACAACUUGAGACACUCAAGAGCAUUUACUCACCUGUGCUAGAUGCGGCCGGAAGUCUGGUCUACCCCAAGAUGCAGCUCGGAUCGGAGUUCACCGGAGCGGUGGACAGUUACUUUUCCGGAGCAGUCUCACCUGUGUCAGACUGGUGGCGUUAUGCCAUUUUCAACGACUCAAACUGGGAUGCCAUGACCCUACGUCCCGAGGACUACACUGUUGCUUCCGGCCUCAACCACUUCAAUAUCGACACCUGGAACGGUGAUCUAUCGGCUUUCCAAAACCGCGGCGGUAAGCUUCUUCACUGGCACGGUUUAGCCGAUGGUGUUCUGUCGAGUGAGAAUUCCCCUCGCUAUUACGAACACGUGUCGCAAACCAUGGGAAUGAACUCGGAGGCUCUUGACGAAUUUUACCGAUUCUUCCGUAUCUCUGGCAUGUCACAUUGCGGCAGCGGUAAUGGGGCGACCUUUAUUGGCCACCAGUCAGCAAGCACUGCCAGUAUGGCCCCGGAAGAAAAUGUGCUGAUGGCGAUGGUUCGAUGGGUCGAGAGCGAAGUCGCCCCUGACACCAUCAUGGGAACCAGGUACAACAAUGAUACCAGGGAUAGUGGUGUUGAUUUCAGACGCAGACAUUGCAGGUGGCCGUACCACAAUGUGUACCAAGGCGUUGGCGACUACAAAGAUCCUGAUACUUGGAAGUGUGUGGUAUAA
Molecule: messenger RNA, 1701 nt
Organism: Colletotrichum acutatum
Lineage: Eukaryota; Fungi; Ascomycota; Sordariomycetes; Glomerellales; Glomerellaceae
Product: tannase and feruloyl esterase
Exons: 3
Coding region: 1-1701 (566 amino acids)
Source: RefSeq, a predicted model, not a curated record